AUGACUGCCCAAGUACUAGGCCCCUCUAUCGAAUCGCAGAUCGAGGCUCUGUUUUCCAUGUUCUCUGCGCAGGGACAAGCUGGUCUAGAACUCUCGCUGCAACGUGCGCAUCUUGCUCGUCAAGAUCACGUGUAUGGCCGAGACGACGAGGUCGUGCUUGCCGCUCUUCUCUACGAGGUUGCUUGUUUCAUUCCGGCGGGAGAGAAGGUGGAGGAAAGCAGCCAUGACGCUCUUGGCGAGUACUAUUUGCGCAGUCUCGGGUUUGGUGGAAAGGUUGCCGGUCUGGUUGGCACGCAUGUCAUGACAAUGAGAUAUCUAGCUGCGACUGAGAAGGACUACUACGAUGGUUUAAGCGAGGGGAGCAAGAAGACUUUGCUUUCGCAGGGAGGUAUUUUCAGCCAGGAACAGGUCAAACAAGCCCGGGACGACCCUCUGCUUGGAGCGAAGCUGGCUCUUCGGAGAUGGUACGAUCUAGCCGAAGUACCAAACAUAGGGGUGCAACCACUAUCAGAUUACAAAGAUAUUGCCUAUAGAUGCCUUUCAGUCGUGAUCUGCGUGGAUGGGUUUGACCCAGAAUAUCUUCGAUCUGGCGUACAAGGCGGGAUAUUGCCUACAAUGAAAGAAAUGGUCGAGAAAGGCUUUCACACCACCGCUAAAAGCUGCAUGCCAUCAUUCACAAACCCUAAUAAUGUUUCAAUCAUCACAGGCAUGCCUCCGUCCAUCCAUGGAAUUGCAGGUAACUUUUUUCUGGACAGAGAGACUGGGAAGGAGACAAUGAUCACGGACGACUCUCUACUACGAGGAUCGACACUACUGGAGCAAAUGUCCAUACGAGGUGUUCGUGUCGCUGCCAUAACAGCUAAAGACAAACUGCGAAAAAUUCUCGCACACGGCUUGAAAGAAGCCAUCUGCUUUUCAGCAGAGCGCGCUGGAAAAUGUACGUUGGAAGAAAACGGGAUCGAAAACGUGGAAGAUUGGAUUGGUCGUUCUGCGCCCAGCCAAUAUUCCGGGGACCUAUCACUGUUUGUUCUGGAUGCUGGUAUCAAAUUGCUGGAAGAAGGGCGUUCGGACUUUCUAUAUUUGACGUUAUCUGACUACAUCCAGCACAAGUAUGCGCCGGGAAGUAAACAAGCCGAUGAGUUCAUGAAGGGUAUUGAUGCUCGAUUGAAGAAAUUGAUAGCCUUGGCUCCAAUUGUUGGCGUCACUGGUGACCACGGAAUGAGCCAGAAGUCCAAUGCCGAGGGCGAGCCUAACAUACUCUUCCUUGAAGACAGCCUGGGUGAAAGGUUCGGCACUGGAUCUUCUCGUGUUAUAUGCCCCAUCACCGACCCAUUCGUGCGCCACCACGGAGCCCUAGGAUCAUUUGUGCGCGUCUAUCUCAAAGACCUGACACGGUUGGACGAUGUGCUGGCAUACUGUCAAUCUUUGCCAUACGUCGACAUCGCUUUGAGUGGCAAAGAAGCAGCAGAAAAGUACGAUAUGCCUUUAGACCGGGAAGGGGAUAUUGUUGUCAUAUCCAAGCCUCAUACAGUGAUCGGAAGUCGGAAAGCGGAACACGACUUAUCCCAAGUAAGAGAUCAUCCUCUUCGGUCGCAUGGAGGGAUCAGUGAACAAGAUAUCCCGAUCAUCGCAUCCAAGCCAGUCCGAGACGUCGAAGAGGCUAUAACAAAAGCAUGGAGGAAUUAUGAUAUUUUUGACUUAGUACUGAACUGGGUGUGA
Messenger RNA from Talaromyces atroroseus, 1719 nucleotides. RefSeq lists its product as hypothetical. The coding region runs from base 1 to 1719 and encodes 572 amino acids. Gene Ontology annotation, molecular function: phosphonoacetate hydrolase activity. The transcript has 3 exons. The record is from RefSeq and is a predicted model, not a curated record. Lineage: Eukaryota; Fungi; Ascomycota; Eurotiomycetes; Eurotiales; Trichocomaceae.